Messenger RNA from Cololabis saira (Pacific saury), 3835 nucleotides. It is a transcript of the gene tial1, whose product is annotated as TIA1 cytotoxic granule-associated RNA binding protein-like 1. The record is from RefSeq and is a predicted model, not a curated record. Gene Ontology annotation, molecular function: RNA binding; DNA binding. The coding region runs from base 143 to 1267 and encodes 374 amino acids. Lineage: Eukaryota; Metazoa; Chordata; Actinopteri; Beloniformes; Belonidae. The transcript is spliced from 12 exons.
GUGACGUCGGAUCUGUUGCCCGGUUAGCUAGCUCCGAGCUAGUUAGCUCGCUGUAAAUGGUAACAGCCUGAAAUCGCCAGUUAACGUCAGCAAAGUGUCGGGUAACCAACGUUUUCUGGACAAUUGAUUGUCGGCGUCGCUCAUGGACGACGAAAGCCUCCCCAGGACCCUGUAUGUGGGAAACCUCUCCAGGGACGUAACAGAGAUUUUGAUUUUACAACUCUUCACCCAAAUUGGACCCUGCAAAAGUUGUAAAAUGAUCACAGAGCAUACAAGCACCGACCCGUACUGCUUUGUGGAGUUUUUUGAGCACAGAGAUGCUGCCGCAACCCUCGCAGCCAUGAAUGGGAGGAAGAUAUUAGGAAAGGAAGUUAAAGUGAAUUGGGCGACCACCCCAAGUAGCCAGAAGAAAGACACAUCCAAUCACUUUCAUGUUUUUGUGGGUGAUUUGAACCCAGAGAUUUCCACUGAAGAUGUCAAGGCUGCAUUUGCUCCUUUUGGGAAACUCUCUGAUGCACGCGUUGUGAAGGACAUGACGACCGGCAAAUCAAAGGGGUAUGGAUUUGUGUCCUUCUACAACAAACUGGAUGCUGAAAACGCCAUAAUCCACAUGGCGGGUCAGUGGCUCGGAGGACGCCAGAUCAGGACUAACUGGGCAACGCGUAAACCCCCGGCUCCUAAAAGUGUUCUGGACAAUAGCUCAAAGCAGCUGAGGUUUGAUGACGUCCUGAGUCAGUCCAGUCCACAGAACUGUACGGUGUACUGCGGUGGGAUCCAGACCGGACUAUCAGAACACUUAAUGCGACAGACCUUCUCGCCGUUUGGUCAAAUAAUGGAAGUCAGGGUUUUCCCAGAAAAAGGAUAUUCUUUCAUCAGGUUUUCCUCCCAUGACAGUGCUGCACAUGCCAUUGUUUCAGUCAAUGGUACAACCAUCGAGGGCCACACAGUCAAGUGCUACUGGGGCAAAGAGUCCACUGACAUGGCAAAAAGUCCACAGCAGUUUGACUACAGUCAGUGGGGCCAAUGGAACCAAGUUUAUGGGAAUCCCCAACAGCAGUACGGCCAGUAUGUGACCAAUGGGUGGCAGGUUCCUUCGUACAGCGUGUACGGCCAGACGUGGAAUCAGCAGGGAUUCGGAGUAGAGCAGUCCCAGUCGUCAGCCUGGAUGGGCGGCUUUGGAUCUCCAUCCACUCAGGCAGCUGCCGCUCCGGCUGCAUUCACAUCCAACAUGGCCAAUUUCAGCAUGGGUGGCUAUCAAACUCAGUAGGAUGGCCCGAGAGUAACGACAAGGGAACACAGCACUCUUUGAUCUGGACAGCUUUAUGGUAACGGGAGAGCAAGGGCCGUAUUCACAAAGCCUUUGAAGAGAAUAGCUGCUCCUAAGCAACCAGUUUAACUGUUGUGUUAUAAUCCAUUAGAACCGGAACCAUUAACUUUAUUUGGUGACACGUCAUAAUGUUUAAAGUAAAGUGCUCUCAGACUUCUAAAAGAAAAACUAAACUACCCAUCAUCGUCGAAUUAGUUAAUUAUAUAUCAAUAUUUUGAAUGCUUGGCCCUGUGACACCGUACCUCAUUUACAAAAGGAUUUAAAUCCUAAUAAAGGUCCCACGUGUAUGCAUGGUGAUCUUUGCCUAAUCACACAUUGACAAGUUGACAAAUUAGAUUUUUUCUUAUUAUUUAAAACCAAAAGACUCAUAUUCAAACCUUCAGGUUAAAAAAAAUACAAAAUAAAUGCACAAAGAACAGCCAAGCCGUUUUACAGACCUGAAAGCACAUAAAAGCCAUCGUGUUACUCCAACAGCUAACUGGAAUAUGACGAGGAUUAAAAUCCUUGGAAACCUCAAAUUCCCUGGCAUUAGCAGCGAAUGAUCAGACAUUAGCAGCAUCUGCUGUCGGAGGCUGCCGAUGUGUUUUUAAAAAUGAUGUUAAUGUGUCUUUACUGGUCAUGCUAGGGCAUUUUCAGUUUUCUACAAAACAGAGCAAACCUCUGGUGGGUUUGUGUGGUCGCAGGAGUGCACCGGUCAGUCUGAUCAGUCUGAGCUCUACUGAGCCACUGCCCUGGCCAGCCACAACUCUCAUGCAAAUGUCCUAACCCGACUGCAGCAGGGCAGGUUUAUGCAGGAGUUUAUACACGAGUGUCCAGGUGCCACUAAUCAAAACAACCAAGGCGGCUGCAGAAUGACUUUUACUGCAAAAAACGACAACAACCACCAGUGUUUCUACUCCACGCCAUUUUGGAUGUCGAUACUUGUCUGGUUGUCCGUCAGCCUGUCUUAUGCUUCAUUUGUGUCGUUGGUUGUCUGGCCAGUCAGUGGUUUCUUCUGAGUCUCUUGGUACUGCCCCUGGAUUCAAAGCCAAAUCUAGAGGAAUUACACUUAAUUCUUUUGUACCGGAGAGAGACAGAAUGGGGACGGCUGGCCAGGUUAACGGGCUACAUGGCUGACGUUGGUCUGAACCUCUAGUUCAUACUCAAGCUACACGCUAGUUGUACUGUGACAAAUGCAAAAAUGCUUUGUGGAUAGAGGCCCUAAAACGGAGGUCUCUCUUUACAGUAUAUACGUGAAGAAACCGUUUAUACAAGCAAUCAUGACUUUACAGAAGAUUUAAGUGGAGUGUGGUAUAUCCUAGAUAAACGUUUCAUACAGAGAAAUUACACCUACACUGCUCUAAAAGCAAAAAUCUACUAGAAUUUUUCUUUUUUUUUUUGUUUGGUUGGUUGUUGUUGGGUUGUUUUUUUUGUUUUGUUUUUUUAGAGAACAUUAAUACGCAGGUCACUUUUGGACUUUGAUGGAUUUUAGUUUACACCUUGAUGUAGCUGAAAAUGUAAAAACUGCUGAGCCUCCAGACUUGGUGAAGGUAAACUGCUGAUUCUGAAGCUGGUUUCUCCGAGGAAGACUUGAUUUUUAAGUGUUUUGCUUCUUCUUCCUCCUCGCUAACCUCGGCUAGAUUGACGUCACUCUCAAGUCGUUAUCUGGUUUGCUUAACAAUCUCCAACUUAAUUUUGACUCAAAACCAGCCCGUACUCGUGGCACCGUUUCGUUUUUUAUUAAGAUACAUAGAAUAUAGAGUUUUAAUUGGUAAAAGGGCAGUUAACGUUUGUCACACCUUUUUAGUACAUUCAUUUUCAAAUUUAACAUUAUCUUAAUUCACAGGAAAAAAUUAUAAAAAAAAAAAAAAAAAGAUGCGACUGGUUAAUUGUGACUAGAGGAUUUCUUAAAUAAAUCCUGCCAUUUGGGUUUUAUUUAUGUAUGUGCCAUCCUGUACAGUGUUAUACACACCUGGAAAACUCUCCCUCCAUUUGUAGAGCAAGAUUUCCUCCUUUUUUUUUCUUUUUUUUUGUUUGAAGCAGGGAGUGUUCAAGAAAUGAGUUUGGGUCAUGUUUGAGUGUAAAUAUAAACUAUGAUCCUGAACCUACGUGACACUUGAUGUACAUACUGUAGGUAGAUUGUUAUGAAGUUAAAUUCCAUAAUUGAAUUUCAGCAAUAUAAUUUAUGAGCAAGCCUUAUAAGAUUGGUUAGUAAAGUCAAACCUUUGAGUUAUUUAAAGAAGCUCCUUUUUUCUUUCUUUUUUUUUUUUUUUUCCCUUCCCCCCCCAACUAUAUUUCCCCAUUUUUACGUGUGUGUGCCAUUAUCGGAGUGUAGCAGGAAGCAGAUGAUGUGUCGGCCUGAACUGCACGUUUGUGACAUGUUGCUUAAAAUAUUGAAUGUAAUGGCAAUUUGCUUUUAUGUCAUAAUUUGAACAACAUAAGUGCUGUUUAAUAAUACAUGAUGAAAGCAGUUUUCCAUUUCAUGGAGAAAAAAAAACUCAAGUACCUUCAAAUAAAGAAACAUUUGUA